CCAUCAUCAAUUUCCCACUCGUUCCGUCGUGUCAGCGGUUCUUCUCGGACUUCAUAAAACACCUCGCCCAGAACCAUAUUCUGAGGCACAUGUGGUGACUUGCAGACAGUCCUUGCCGCCGCCAUGGCUCCUCGAGAGGAUCUGAUCACGUCCGCCGUGACUUUCCUUCAAGAUCCCUCUGUCGCCUCGGCGCCGCUGGAAAAGCGCAUUGAAUUCCUCAAGUCCAAGAACCUCACUCAAGAAGAAAUCGAUCUUUCACUCGCCAGAGCCAGCGGUCCCGAUCCCUCCUCUCAACCCGUGCAGAAUGCAUACUAUCCUCCUCCAACUCAACAGGUCCCACGCGGGCCCCCAUCACAGCACUACCCAUAUCCUUACAAUCCCUACGGUGACCAAUGGUCACCACCACAGCCUCCACCGGAGCCUCCUCGACGGGACUGGCGCGACUGGUUCAUCAUGGCUACAGUGGUGUCCGGCGCCAGCUACGGUCUGUAUGUUCUCGCACAGCGUUACAUAAAGCCACUGAUCGCACCUCCGACUCCCGAACAACUCGAGCAAGAUAAAGCUUCAAUCGAUGAACAGUUCAACAAAGCGUUUGCCUUGCUUGAUACCCUGUCAGCCGACACCGCCGCCUUGAAAGAAGCAGAAGAACAACGCACGCAGCGCCUCGACUAUGCUAUUGCAGAUAUCGAGACGAUCGUGGCGGACCUCCGAGCCGCCAACAUGCGCCGCGAAGAUGACGCACGACGCUGGGAGAUGGAGAUCAGCUCCAUGAAAUCGACCAUUCCCCGCAGCAUCGAGAAUGUGCGCGAUGCAAGCGAGAAGCAACUCAAGGAACUCGGUACUGAACUCGGCAGCCUCAAAGCCCUCAUGGGUAACCGUUACGGCAGUGGUUACGGCAGCGGUUACGGUAGCGGCUCGAACAGUUUGACACAAAACAUUCCAAAAUCCCAGCCUGGUAUCCUGCCCACGUCGAGCAGUGCUUCAACUACCCCGUCAACGGAGACGUAUGGUGCAAACCAAACUCGGCCGCCGCCUGGAUACGUCCCGGGAAACCCUUACGCUAUGGGAGCGCCCCAGUCGCCUAACUCAACAAAACCACCGAGUGCGGCCACCUUCCAAACUGCCAUCACGCCUCUCGCCCAAAGCCUGGGCCUCGAUCCUAAUGCGGGUGCCAAUGCGAAUAAUGCGAACAAUGCGAACACGAGUAAAUCCGCCAUCCCGGCGUGGCAGAUGGCUGCGACCAACAAAGCGAAGGAGGCCAAUACGGGUGCGCCAACGACGAAUGGGACGAGCGAUAAAGCACAGCAACAGCAGCAACAAGAAGAUGGCGCCGAUGCCGUCGCCGCACUUAAUGCAAGCUAGUCUCCUAGGUACCUACUAUGUAUUUUCGUACUCGUGUCUGAGAAGGGAAUUGUCGUAAUGACAGCACAAAAUUUCAUGCCAUGUUGGGAUUUUAUGAAUAAUCUUAACCCGAGAGAACAAUUGUUGUAUCUAUGUACCUUUUUACAUCAACUAAAUUCUCUGUCUUCAC
Exophiala oligosperma is the source of this 1531-nucleotide messenger RNA. RefSeq lists its product as uncharacterized. The transcript has a single exon. Gene Ontology annotation, cellular component: peroxisomal membrane; peroxisomal importomer complex. Lineage: Eukaryota; Fungi; Ascomycota; Eurotiomycetes; Chaetothyriales; Herpotrichiellaceae. The record is from RefSeq and is a predicted model, not a curated record. Bases 124 to 1362 code for a protein of 412 amino acids. Gene Ontology annotation, molecular function: signaling receptor binding. Gene Ontology annotation, biological process: protein import into peroxisome matrix, docking.